AUGAUGUUUUUGCGUGAUUUUUUCAAGUCUGAUGAGGCAACUCUAUUGAAUUCCAUAUAUAAGAUUCCCCUAGAGGAUCUAAGAUCAUCUAUUGAUGAAGAAUGUCGAUCUUUGAUUCCUAACGAAGAAUUUGAUUUACAAAGUACGAAAAUUAAGUCAGUAAAUGAUAAGGCAAAGCAACUAUCACUUACACAAGAUAUAAGAAUAGCCCUUUUACAAUGUAUUUCUUUAAAAAUUCACGAAAAACUCGAAGAAAAAUUUCAAAAUUUUUAUUCAAUCUUAAUUUUUCGAUCUGCAACAUACAUAUUACUCACUCCCCUAGAAGAAAUUAAACUCCAAGAAUAUUUCAAUACGAUAUCUUGUUUAAAUUAUAGUUUUAAAUUUUUAUCAAAAUAUGCGGAUUUACAAUCAAAAUUUAUCGAGUUGUGGCUUAAAAAGAUCGAAACAUCACCAAAAAUAGAAUUCAUUUCACCAUUAACAAAUAUUUUAGCUGAUUAUCAAAUAAUUUCUCAAAAUAACAGCUACUUAGCAUUCAAAGUCGCACUUAACUUACUCGAAAAUCCCAAUAUUGAAUAUCAAGUUAACGAACAAUUCACCCUAAGUUCAUUUAUAAACAGUUUUGUCAUUUUUUUAGCUGAUCAAAUCGUUAAGAAGGAUAUGACCAAGCAGCUAUCAAUUUUGUACGUAGUUUUGUGCAAUAAAUCACUUACAGAAAGAGAAUUAAUCAUUUCAAUAUUCAAAAUCAUGCAAGUCCUCAUGAAAAACAGCCUCAACAUCAACUUGUUAAUAGAUAUUGUUAAUACUAUAGCCGACAAACCACCAUCUUUCAUUAAACCCGAAGAAAAUUUACAAUCAAAUUUAAUUGUUAUGCCAAACACCCCCAUAUUAGGAUUUCAUAACAUCCCAGAGCAUCCAUCAUCCGAUAACGGCGAAAUGCAUCUAUUUUCAUUUCUAGAAGUCGAGCACAUGAUCAACCACCCAUUAGUCAUCAUUUCCAACUUAUUAUCAAGGUCGCCAAUCUUUGGAAACAGCCAAAACUUCAUCAAAAUGGCAUCAUUCGUCAUCCAGCAGCUCUCAUCAAGCGAUAAACUUUAUUUCAUUGUUGUUUUAUACUUCUUAAUUUCAUUCAAUCCGUCAAAAAUUUCUGAAUUUACAAAUUACAUGACAGAAAAUAAUUAUUGGCGAUUGUUGAUCAAUCCAUCAUUUUACUCACAGAGAACGAACAUAUUUACCUCUCCCAAAUCAGACAUUGUUUCACUGAGAUGUACUUUGUACGAGAUUCUAUCAAUUCUGAUGAAGAAUGAUGAUGUUUUGCUGCAAAUCAGGAAAUCUCUUCUCGAUGUGAUGAGGAGUUUGACACAAGAAACAUUGGUUUUCUGCGAAAUACUGAUAAUGACACUCCCUUCAUUGAACAGCAUCUACUCUAUAAACAAUAUUGAUGAUGAUUUGAUGGAUGUAAUCUUGGAAUCAAUCGUCAUUGGCCAGCAUCGACACAUUUUCGGAGAAAAACUCUCUUCGAUGUAUAGACCUCAUAUGUUUUCGGCGCUUUCUAAUAUUCUCAGAACAACAAGGAACUUGCAGUUGAUUGAGAAAUCAUCUUAUUCUUGUUUGGCUUUGUCUUCUAUCGUGUUUGAGAACAGUUUUUCGCAACAGACACUGAAAGAUUUGAGGAAUUUGAUUUCGCAUGCAACAGAUGAUGACAAACUGAACAACAUUUCAUCGGCUUUGCACCAAGUUUUACUGAGUUUGUCUCCGAUGAUGAAUUCUAAAAAUUCUGAAGACUUGUUCCACAAAAUUUUGGUGUUGUUUCAUAGAUUGCUUAAAGAUAAGAACUUGAUGAUGUCCAAAAUGAUCAUAUGCUCAAGUAUACUAGCUGACAUUUGUUCAAUAGCUAUUAAAAUGUCGCCAACAAAAGACAAAAAAUAUAUUUUUGAUACGUUUUUGCAAAUUUUGUUUAGUUUACAAUUUUCACCUCACUUUAAUCCCAAGAAUGUUCCAUAUGGAGCCAUUGGAACUCAACUUAACCAAAUUGGUGUAGAUGACGAAACGUACAAGUACAUAAUGAGAAUUGUUUCUGGUUCUUCUGACUCUUUUUCAAAAAUUUCUCAACCGGAAUCGAUAAAACUGUUGUUGCACUGUUUCAAAGGGAAAGAAAGAUACAACAUGGUUCUCGAUGACUUGCUGAAGAUCUGCCAGACAUCUGCUUGCAAUAGAUGUAGCUGUUUGGUCGGAGGAGUUGUCACUUUUAUAUUUGAUCACUUCACCGAAGAAAAUUACGAGAAGAGCUUGAAAUUGUUUGAGUUGAUCAGCGAAACAAUAUGCUCAAAGUCAUCUUUGUUUGCUUUUAUUCGACAUUUUUCGAAAUUCGAAAGUAACACGAAUUUGAACAAAUUUAUUUUCCCUUCAAUUUGCACUCUGUUGAACAUCCUCAAGAAGACAAACAACAACGAACAGACAGAGGUAAUUCAGCUGAGUUCUCCACUCUCAUGCAUCAGAAGUCCAAACAUAAAUUACAGUGAUAUCAAAAACGGUUUUAUUUUUGACAGUUUUAUUUUGGUCGAUGACAAACUAGGAGAAAGAACCUUGUUUGAGUUAGGAAACGGAGUUGUUCGAAUUGUUGCCAUUUUGGACAAAGGGAAUAUAUCAGUGUGCACAUUGGAUGACAAAGGAGAAGUUUAUCAAAACUAUCUCCCUGCUGAAAUUUUACUUUCGAAAUUUUUCCACUUGACAAUUGUUUUCGCUACAGGAAAUGUUUUGUGUGUUUACGUCGAUGGAAAGUUCGUCGGUGCAAUGCCACUGAUUCCGAUGUCUAUUCCAGAAGACACUGUAUUCAACACUAACCUGAUUUUCAAGAGUUUGAGUACAACUUCUUCGUCAGUUCAAGUGAAGAAUUUUUCGUUCAGAUGUUUAGAUGUUUUUGACAACAACAAUGUUGACAAUUUUCCACUGGAAAACUCCAAAAUUUUGUUUGCUUUCAAUAAUAACAAUGUCACAAACUCACAACUCUCCCUGUCAACGCCUAAAGGAGAAGUGAAAGUUGAUUUCAGAGGCCUCGGUUUGCCUUUCUUCUGCGGAUUCAUGAAGAUCUUCGAAGCUUCUCACGCAAUUGAGUUCAUCGUCAGUCUCUUUGGUCAGUCAAACCUCCCUGACGCAAUUUCUCUGGAUCUCUUCAAACAUCUCACAGAAAUUUGCGCAAGAUUGGUCGAUAAUUCGGCGGUUAUAACCUCUCAAUUAUUUGACAUCAAUGCAUUUGAUGUAAUUUCGUAUUUUUUGUCUGAUCUUCCACCAAAUUCAUUGAACAGAGACUUAUGGCAUCUUUUUAUUGUUAUCUUUUCUUUAUUGAACAAACAAGAUUACAGGAGAAGUUUUUGUUCAAGUAUAAUUUUCAAUUGUAAUUUAUGGAAGAAAAGUGACACAAAUAUUCAGACUACAAUUAUUCAAGACAUUUUAAUGAUAUCCAAUUCAUAUACAAAUAUAUUUAUAGAGUACAUGCGCACCUCAACAAUUCUUAAAUAUCUCCAUGAUGUGUUAAAUAUUUUGGAUGAAAAUUUAACUGAUCAAAUUUUGAAAUUAUUGAUUCGUUCGAUCAAUUUAGUUUUUGAAGAAUCUGACCAACAUUCAUUAUUCAUUUUCCUAAUUUGCUGCAAGAACUAUACUCUGACAAACCAGAUACUCAAAGAGCUCCUCAAUAACAAAGUCGUUCUUAACGACAAAGACGAGUUCUGCAGCAUGUUUAUGCAUCCAGAUGAAAGUGUCAGAUUAAAUUUCCUGAAAAUUUAUUUCGAUGGAAAAAGAAAUGAAAAUAUUGACAAAUUGGCCGUUUUCUCGUUGAUUUCGAAUACAGAAAUAGUCUUGUCUGGUGAGGACGACAUAAACAACUCAUUCUUGACUUAUUGCAUUGCAAAAGCUUACGGUUAUGACACAAAUUUAUGUCAAAUUUUGUCAAAUGAAGAUUUAAUUUUGACAGAUUAUUAUGCGUUCUUGUUUAGCAUCAUUUCCAUUGAUUUCUGUCCUGACUCCAUUUUGUAUGUCGCCAUUUCCAUCAUCCAGAAAUCGAUGCACAAUCCCGAUAAUGUUAAUUUUAUUUUGGAAAAGAUGUCAAAAUUUGAUUUUGUAAUAUUUUUGUAUUUCUUGAUAACGAAAGGAAGAAACUUAAUCAAAGAAUUUGUUUUCCUCGUCAAAAACAAAGAAUGUUUUGAGAAUAUGAUUGGAAUUCUGGAUGUAAUUUCUCUUUCUUCAAAAACUGACUUAGAAAAAAUAAGGUUAAAUAUUAUGACUUCACUUUUCGAUUUUAUGAUUCGGAAAUACGACUAUGAGAUACAGAUUUCCAUUGAAGACUCAAUGAUACAAGGAAUUUUGUUCCACAGAGAAGUCAAUUCUUCGAAUUUGCUACAAAAAGAAUUCGAAAAUUCGAUUUUUUACGAAAAAUCUGAAUCUCAAAAUCAAACUCAAACGAAAGACGAUUUAUCAGACAAUUUGUUCACAAUAUUACUCAAAAUCCUUGACACGAAGAAAGAGACAGAUCUAGAUUACAAUUUCUCUGUUUAUUACAACAAAGAAAACAAACCAAUUUACAAAGAUUUUUCGAAGAAGUUGCUCUAUGGUGUUUACGCUGUUUUGACUGAAAGAAGCAUUCCUCCUUUCGAGACAUUCUAUUACUUGAUGUAUUCUUUCUUCAGAAUGAUGGACGGCCACAAACUCAUUACUAAUUUCGCUCCAAUUCUUUCAGAAGUUGGAGAAUCGACAUUAAAAGAUGAUCCUAAAAUGUUUUUGAUACUUAACUUCCUUGAAAAGUUUGUUGGAACAGACAUUUCUUAUCCACAGAAGCUAAUUGAACAGUACAAAGCAGAUAUCAUGUCAAACAAGCAAAAGGAAGAAUCCCUCAAACUCGUGAACGACUUUUCUCAGAGAAAACCAAACUGGCUUCAAAGGAAUUUGAUGGAAAUCAAUUCUUACAUUAAAGAAAUGAUGAAAAGAUACACGAGUUUGCUGAUUCCGUUGACAAUUGACUCAAUGAAAGAGCUCCAGAAGUGUUUCUCCAAUUAUUCAGUUGUUUUUAACAGAAAACAAGCAGAACACAUUUGGAGAAGAUUGUGGCAAAAGAUGACAUUCACAAACAACCCAUCUCUUUCUUCAACAGUCAAACUGCACUACAAGCGAGGCAAACUGAUUGGCCAGGACUUCUGUCCGAAUUUGCUCACGAGAAACACAGAUUUCUCAAGUCAUCCUGAAGCAUCAAAAAUCGAUGUCGACGAAACUGAAGAAGAAAAGAGUUCUUUACCAUCGCAUUUCGUUUUCCACCAUGAAUCAAGGAAGAUCAAAGAAGCACCAAUUCUCUCCGACUCUAAGUUCAACACGCCUUGCGUCAACUACAAACCAAACACAAAAAUUAAUGGUUCAUUUUACGUUUUUCAUGAUCACUUCACUUUUCUAAGUGAAGACCAUCGUUAUUUGGUCAUUAAUUUCUCUGAUCUCAGCUACUUGUUCUGGAUGAGCGUCUGCCAGAGACCGAACGCCAUUGAGAUAUUCACAGCGAACAAGCAGUCAUUUUACUUCCAUUUCCCCAAUUUCACUGACAGAUCUCAAACAAUCAAGUACAUUACGUCAAACAAUUUUCCAAACGCAAUUUUUGUGCAGACAAAGAAUUCUUCUGCAGAAAUAAGUUCGCUGGGUCUGACACAGAAAUGGCUGAAUCGCCAGAUUUCGACAUUUACUUAUUUGAUGUGGUUGAAUCAGUUGAGUGGUCGUUCAUUCAACAACACGCAGAACUACCCUGUUUUCCCAUGGAUUUUGAAGGAUUACGCUUCUAAAAAUAUUGAUUUGAAUAACCCAGAAAUCUACAGAGAUUUGUCGAAACCUCUUGGAGCAUUGGAUGAAGAAAGACUUGAGAAGUUGAAGUUGUACAGAAACAACUCAGACAACUUGAAUAUUUUGUACAGAUCCACUUACUCCUGUCCAUUCCACAUCUACUUUUAUCUGCUGAGAUUGGAGCCAUUCACAACUUGUCACAUAGAAAUACAAGACGGGCAUUUCGAUGUCCCUGGAAGACUGUUUUCUAAUCUGCAAUCAUCAUGGGUUUCCGCAAGUGGAUGCAUGAAUAACUACAAGGAAUUAAUUCCUGAGUUCUUUUAUUUCCCUGAAUUUUUGCAGAAUGUUGACAGAUUCAAAUUCGGAAAAAUGAUGACUGGAGAUGUAGUUGAUGACGUUGUUUUCCCUCCUUUCACUAGUUCUGCUGCAAGUUUUGUCCUUCUAAACAGAGAAGCCCUCGAAAGCGACUAUGUUUCAGCGCACAUUGGCGAUUGGAUUGAUUUGAUCUGGGGAUAUUCUCAGAGGGGACAAAACGCUGAAAAUAAAGACAAUGUUUUCGAUCCUCGUUUGUACGAAGAUGUCUGGGAAAGGCUGGCCGAUCCAGACUGUAUCCCAGAAAUAGAAUCAAUGCUCAUGAACAUCGGCGUCAUUCCACACAGAUUGUUUGAAGAGAAGCACCCGAACAGACAGCCAAAGAAGAAAUCAAAGCCAUCAAUCAUUGUUUACAAGACAAACACUGACAUAAAAUCAGCUACAUUCAGUAAUUCUAACAUCUAUAUCUUGUCAAACAAUGGAGAAUUGUUCCAAGUCAGUUCACAGCUCUCUUUAGUUUCUAAAAUUCCUCCCAAUUUCUCAAGUGUUUCUCCUUCGAUCUCAAACAAUUCGAUUCUCUUCGCUUGUCUCUGCAGUGACACGAAAAGCAUUUAUUUGUUGAGUGACAAGAAGCAAACGCAAUUGAGAAACACAUGCCACAUCGACAGCAUCACGUGUAUCUGCACUUGUGGUGAUUACUUGUUCAGUGGUGGUUUAGAUGGUCUUUUGGUUGAAUGGAACUCACAAAGAAGUGUCAUGUGUCAUCCAGAGCAUGUUUUGUGUCUCGACAGCAACUUAACACAAAACGCAGUUGUCACAUGUGGAAAUGAUGGAAAACUUGUCAUUUCUACAGUCAAUCCGCUUAAAUUCAUCAGAAGCGUUGACUUGAAUCUUCCUGAAGAAGGUUUAGUUGCACAGCAAGUUUCAAUCGGAGACAACGGAAUCAUCGCAGUUAUUUCAGGACACAUGUCUGACAGUGUCUGUGGAGAAUACGUGAGUUUGUACACUAUCAAUGGUUCCAAGUUCUUCGAUGACUCCAUUUCGUGUGUCUGUGUUCAAGUGUGUGUUAAGAUUGACGGAACAACAAUCAUUGCUGUCGCUGGCCAAGAUCAUUCUGUUUGUUUGUACAAGGCUUACAACAUGAGACUAAUUGAAUGCGCUGUUCGAUGUGAUUCUGCAAUUACGUCAAUGAAAUACGAUUCUUCUUCUGAAUCCCUUUACAUCGCAUCUAAGAACGGAAUAGUUACAAUAUACAAAUUAUAA
This is a messenger RNA of Trichomonas vaginalis G3, 7383 nucleotides long. Its product is annotated as aggrephagy protein. Gene Ontology annotation, molecular function: protein binding. The transcript has a single exon. The coding region runs from base 1 to 7383 and encodes 2460 amino acids. The record is from RefSeq and is a predicted model, not a curated record. NCBI's taxonomy places the organism in Eukaryota, Parabasalia, Trichomonadida, Trichomonadidae.